Molecule: messenger RNA, 1718 nt
Organism: Carassius carassius (crucian carp)
Lineage: Eukaryota; Metazoa; Chordata; Actinopteri; Cypriniformes; Cyprinidae
Product: Golgi-associated kinase 1B-like
Exons: 4
Coding region: 209-1645 (478 amino acids)
Cellular component (GO): Golgi apparatus
Source: RefSeq, a predicted model, not a curated record
CACUGUAGAUGAGGCGAAAAGACAAGCGCCAUUCUUUUCCAUUUGGGACUGUUAUCUCAGCUGAUCCGGCAUCGGGACAGUUGUCUCAUCCAUGCUGGAGCGGUAACGCUGAGCGGAUCAUCUGGAGCUCCUGUGUGCCAUCAACACGAAAACAAUUCCAACGUGGAUAACAGAACAUCGACUUAAUCAUGCGCAGACACUCGUACAAAUGGAUACGCAUUCGACGCGUCCUGGAAAUGUCGGGGACACUUUGAUUUAUUUGUCCGUAUCGUUUUUGAAAGUCUGUUGGAAAUAUUCUGCCGUUAGGAAGUAUUUGAUUGUUGCUGUUGUGUGUUUUGUUUAUUUGUUUUUCACCGUUCAUGUCAGUCGCGCGUCUACACGCAAGGACAAACGUCUUGAUCUGUGGACUGGAAAUAACGUUUAUUCGCAGAGUAAAACCGACCAAGACCCCGCUGAUGGGGAGGUGAAUGAAUCUGUGAGCCCGACUAGGUCUAAUGUGGUGUAUAUUACUCUCAAAUCUAAGCGACACAAACCGGCCAUCAUCAGGGGCACAGUGCGACCCAAACUCCGGAGAAAGAAAGUUAAAGUGACACAGCAGGGUGGUACACAGGGCAAAGUGAAGGACGCGGGACACAAAAACAUUGUUAACCCACGACUGGGAUAUUAUGAGCUUGAUGAAAGUGACAUUGGUUAUUCAUCCAUAAGGAUAUACAGUGAAAGAGCUCCUCCAUGGUUCAGCAAUGACGAUAUCACUGCCAUGCGCUUUCUAGCCGAUAGUAAAAUUACGCAAAUUGGUGAAGUGGCACCUCGGGGUUUUUCUUCUUUAAUUUUGUUUAAUAGUGCGACAAAUGGCACGGACGAUAUUGAUGAGUGUCGUAAAAGUUGCGGUAUUGUUAAGCGACCCUUGGACAUGAGUGAGGUGUUUGCCUUUCAUCUGGACAGGAUUUUGGGACUGAACAGAACUUUGCCAGCUGUCAGCAGACGAUUCCACUCUCUUGGAGAUGGUCAGCUUUGUCCAGUGGUUUUGUGGGAUCCUUCUUUAAGCCCAGUAGAAGACCAACCCUCUGAGAGAUUGAACUGGGGCUCAUACCAAACCUCUCUCAAACACAAGUGCUGGCAUGGGGGUGUCAUACCUAAACCAGAGUGGAGCUGCACCAGCAUCCACCACCAUGAAUGGAGCAAGCUUGUAGUCUUUGAUUUCCUCCUGCAGAUUCAUGAGCGUCUAGAUAAAAACUGCUGUGGAUUCAAGCCUCGCCCAGAGGACACCUGUAUUGAGCUUGGUCACCAUGAAGAAUGUAGAGACAAGGAUGGCAUAGAGCUGACACACAUAAUCCACUGUAAACAUGAGCCACACCACCUGGUUUUCUUCAACAACAAGGGCUACUUUGACAGAGACGAGGGGAAUCUGAACUUCAGGCUACUAGAGGGAAUCAAAGAGCUACCAGAUCAGUCUGUGUCAGUGUUGAGGUCUCAGCGUCUCAGGGAAAAGCUCCUGCAAUCGCUGUUUCUCGACCAGCAGUACUGGGACAGUCAUGGUGGCCGUCAAGGCAUUGAAAAACUCAUUGAUGUGAUUGAGAAAAGAGCCAAAGUCUUGCUCACGUACAUUAAUGCCCAUGGGAUUAAAGUAGUACCUAUGAACUCUUAACAAAUGGAGCUUAAACUUUCAAUGUAUUUGAGAAACCACUAUCCAUUUGGUUUCCAAUGAAUGUUGAUGUGUU